Molecule: messenger RNA, 893 nt
Organism: Cariama cristata (Red-legged seriema)
Lineage: Eukaryota; Metazoa; Chordata; Aves; Cariamiformes; Cariamidae
Product: ankyrin repeat and SOCS box protein 14-like
Exons: 6
Molecular function (GO): protein binding
Source: RefSeq, a predicted model, not a curated record
AUGCAUAAUUCUACAUACAUGUUUGAUGAUGAUUCUGAUGAUGAAAUCCCUACGCAGCAAGCUAUUCAAGAAAGCUUACAGGAUAGGCAUAAAAUUGAAAAAAGUGGCAGUGCAACAGAGGAUGAAAGUUUCCAGUUUAUUGCAAGUAAAGAACAUGAAAAGAUAAUUGCAGCAAUUCGCACAGGCCAAGAAGAGGCCUUGAAGAAGUUGGUGAGGCACAGUUCUGCUUUUGAAGAAGCAGAUCAGCAAGGCUGGCUUCCUGUGCAUGAAGCUGCAGCACAGCGAAAUAAGAACAUCCUUGAAAUAACUUUGAAAGCCUCCCGUGCCAUUAUGUGGGAACAGACCACUCUAAAAGGGGAAACACCUCUCUUGGUGGCAGUAAGAAAUUGCUUUGUAGACAAUGUCCGCUUUCUCCUGCUCAAUGGGUGCAAUCCCGAUGUUAAGAAUGAAGAGGGAGAUUCUCCUUUAUUUAUAGCAAUUAAACAUGAUUCGUAUGAGAUUGCCUCCUUGUUGAUAAGUUCUGGUGCAAAAGUGAAUUUGCAGUGUGUCCACAAGAGGACUGCUUUACAUGAGGCAGCCAGGCUAGGCAGGAAGGAUCUGGUAAAGCUUCUCCUUCGUUCUGGAGCAGAUCCUGACCCUCGCAGUGGAUAUGGGCUCACACCUCUAGCACUAGCUGCACAGGUCGGACAUACAGAAAUUAUGGAGCUCUUACUACAAAAAGGUGCGGAUGUUAAUUCCCAGGCAACGGAUUGUGCUUCUGUAUUAUUUGAAGCAGCAGGAGGAGGAAAUCCAGAUUCUCUGAGUCUUUUACUAGAAUAUGGGGCUGAUGCCAAUGUACCAAAGCACUCGGGUCAUUUGCCAAUCCACAGAGCUGCAUAUAGAGGACACUUUCU